AUGCCCAAACUUCUUACGCGACCAGGGAGCCAUCCGCUACGCUCACUAUCGCGCACAGCGCAGUCACACUGGAAGUUGAUCUUGGCUAUCGCUUCUUUGUUGCUCGUUGAAGCGUACGUCCACGUACACAAAUACGAUGUCCCUCGCCCGUCGCCGCCCCUCGAUGCGCCCUUCUACACAGGAUGUCAGGACCCCGUCCUGAAUACGACCGCACGCGAAUCUGCCGUGUUCAUGAUGCUCGCACGCAACUCGGAGGUCAAGGGUGCAGUCUCGAGCGUGCGAAGCGUGCAGGAGCAGUUCAACGACAACUUUGGGUAUCCCUGGGUUUUCCUAAAUGACGAGGAGUGGACUGAGGACUUCAAGCGGAAGGUGGGCAAGGCAGUCGGAGAAGGCGCAGACGUCAAGUUCGAAGUCAUUCCCAAGGAGAUGUGGGGGUAUCCCGAAUGGAUCGACCAAGCCCGCGCAAAGAAGAGCAUGCAGGAUAUGAAGAACCGGGGUAUACAAUACGGAGGACUAGAGAGCUACCACCACAUGUGUCGCUUCCAAUCUGGCUUCUUCUACGACCACCCCGCCCUCCUCCCCUACAAAUACUACUGGCGCGUCGAGCCCAGCAUCUCCUUCACCUGCGCCAUAACCUACGACCCCUUUGUCGAAAUGGCCCGCCACAAGAAACGCUACGGCUACACAACCGCCCUCUGGGAGCGCGGCCAGACCGUCCCCUCCCUCUUCCGCAAACUCUCCCUCUACAAGAACGAAUACCGCCUCCCCACCUCCACGCUCUGGACUGCCAUGAUCGACGCAAGCUGGAUGCCGUGGCCCUUUCGUCGCAUGCUGGCUGCGCUGCGCAAUAGGGAUGAGCGGGGUGAUUUGUGGAAUAUGUGUCACUUUUGGUCGAAUUUCGAGAUUGCGGAUAUGGAUUUUUUCCGUGGGGAUGCGUAUCGAGCCGUGUUCGAUUAUCUAGACCGUGACGGCGGGUUCUACUACGAGAGAACAGGAGAAGGCGAAGGGGAUCAAGAUACCGAGGUAUGA
Messenger RNA from Alternaria ethzedia, 1029 nucleotides. RefSeq lists its product as uncharacterized. The record is from RefSeq and is a predicted model, not a curated record. The transcript is spliced from 3 exons. Gene Ontology annotation, biological process: cell wall mannoprotein biosynthetic process; protein N-linked glycosylation. Lineage: Eukaryota; Fungi; Ascomycota; Dothideomycetes; Pleosporales; Pleosporaceae. The coding region runs from base 1 to 1029 and encodes 342 amino acids. Gene Ontology annotation, molecular function: alpha-1,2-mannosyltransferase activity. Gene Ontology annotation, cellular component: membrane; Golgi apparatus.